UUUAAGAACUAAACAAAAAUUAUGGAAGAAAACGUUUUUAAGCUUCCCUCCGCUCCGUCAAAGCCCAAAAAUGAGGGAAAACCAACAGAAAAGGAAGUUUUUGUCGCUCCUGAACCUCCAAAAGUACAAGAAAAGACAAAAGAUGACACAAAAUCAGAAGAAAAAGACGUUCCCGCUUCAAAUCCUCCGGCAAUUUCUCAAUCAGCAAACUACACGGAACCAAAAUGGGCAGGAAAACCCAGUCCUGACAACGAAUACGGCAUGGAAGUGCUGAAAGGAGGCGCAAUAGUUGACAAUAUCAAGGAUUUACAAACUCGAAGUCAUUGGAUAAUGGGAAGAGCUGACAAUUCUGACCUUGUGAUGUUACAUCCGAGCAUUUCAAGAUAUCACGCCGUUUUACAGUACAAAGCCACUCCAAAAGACGAAACUCCCGAUGAAAACGCCCCAAAUAGCAGUUCAGCAGAGCCUGGUUGGUACAUUUACGAUCUCGGAUCGACUCACGGGACAUUUUUAAACAAACAACGCAUCCCGCCGAAGACUUACGUUCGAAUCAAAGUCGGUUACAUGCUUAAACUCGCCAUGAGUACGAGAUUUUGCAUUUUUCAAGGCCCCCGAGAGGAUGAAGAUGAAGAAUCUGAACUCACAAUUACCGAAUUAAAAGCGAAACGAAAAGCGAUGGAAGACGAGAUCAAAGCAAAAGUCGAAGAAGAGCGUCUUGAACGCGAAAAAAAGGAAAAAGAGAAAGAAGAAGCCGGAAUUUCAUGGGGAAUGGCUGACGAUGCGGAUGACGAGCCAGAUCUCAACGUAAAUCCCUACGCGCAAACGAAUAACGAGGAACUUUUCUUAGCCGAUCCGAAAAAAACGCUUCGUGGAUGGUUUGAACGCGAAGGAUUCGAUUUGGAGUACCGCUGUGACGAAAUGUCGCCGGGGCAGUUUAUGUGUCGCAUUGAAUUGCCCAUCGAUGAUGAGUUGGGACGUCCUUUAGUUGCAGAAGUUCAGCAUAAAGGCAAGAAAAAAGAUUGUGUCGUUCAGGGAGCGUUGGAGGCAUGUCGCAUUUUAGAUCGGCAGGGAUUGCUGCGACAAGCGACACAUGAACCGCGAGCUGCGAGACGACGACAUUCGAGUUCCGACGAAGAUGACUUCUUGGAUCGCACGGGACAAGCUGAACAAAAGAGGGCGCGGAAGGAACAAAGUAAAAUUGAGACUGUAGUCGACUACGAGGGACUUUUGAAGCAAGAAACGGAGCUUUUGGAGAAAUUAUCGGAUAUUGAGAGGACUUUGGAAGAGUAUCAUGCGAAGCAAAAGAAGCAAAAAGACGGCGGAGAUGAAGAUUUGGAUGAUUAUUUGAAAAAUUUGAAGAACGAGGACAAACCUUUGGACAAAUUAGAGAUCCGAAAGUUGUAUAUCAAGCAAAAAGAGCUGAAAAACGACCAUAUUCAACUUCAAAAAUUACUAAAAAUUGCAAAACCCUAUGAUCUUCCGGCUCUAAAUCCACAAAAAUCCUCAGAAGAAACAGAAAUCAAACAAAAAAUCAUGCCAAUGAUCGGAAAAAGAGGAAAAUUCAGCAGUGUUUUGAAAAACGAUCGACUAAAUAUCGUUCAAAAACCAUCAGAAACAACAAAAAAUCCUAAUUCAAACACGAAAAGUCAAGAAAUUGGCGAAAAAAUGGAAGUUCAAACACCUGACGAGCCAAAAAUAAAUGAAAAAAGUCCAAAAGAAGUCACGAAAGUCGAUUAUGAUCCCCCAAAAUCCCGAAUUUCAAAGGAAAAAGAGCCCAAACGAGUCUUGGGACCCUCAAAAUUGCCUGAAAAACCCGAAAUUCCAUCAAAAAUGGAAGAAGAAUCAACUUCCGAGUCAACAACGAGCAACAAAAAGCAUAAAAAACCUCGAAUCAAGAGCAAAAAUCGUCUCAGGUACAACGUUGACAUCGACGACUCCAUCGAAUAUGAGGAAGAAGACAAAGUUUCGAAAUGGGUGCCUCCCGAACAGCAAGAUGGCAGCGGAAUAACUGCCCUAAACGAAAAACUUGGAUACUAAUUUGUACGAAAAUUGUUUAUUUUUUAUUAAAAAAUAAGAAAAAAUGAAAAACCU
Messenger RNA from Culicoides brevitarsis, 2091 nucleotides. Its product is annotated as kanadaptin. Gene Ontology annotation, molecular function: protein binding; mRNA binding. Bases 22 to 2037 code for a protein of 671 amino acids. The transcript has 2 exons. The record is from RefSeq and is a predicted model, not a curated record. NCBI's taxonomy places the organism in Eukaryota, Metazoa, Arthropoda, Insecta, Diptera, Ceratopogonidae.